Messenger RNA from Xyrauchen texanus (razorback sucker), 1930 nucleotides. It is a transcript of the gene dnajb14, whose product is annotated as DnaJ heat shock protein family (Hsp40) member B14. Gene Ontology annotation, cellular component: endoplasmic reticulum membrane. Gene Ontology annotation, molecular function: Hsp70 protein binding. Bases 19 to 1152 code for a protein of 377 amino acids. Gene Ontology annotation, biological process: cellular response to misfolded protein. The record is from RefSeq and is a predicted model, not a curated record. Lineage: Eukaryota; Metazoa; Chordata; Actinopteri; Cypriniformes; Catostomidae. The transcript has 8 exons.
CUGUGUGUCAGCUGAUGCAUGAUGGAAGGAAACAGGGAUGAAGCAGAAAAAUGUUUAAUCAUCGCCACUAAAGCACUUGAACAAGGCAAUACUGAGAAGGCUCUGAAAUUCCUCAACAAAGCAGAACAACUAUAUCCUACCGAGAAAGCAAAAGUCUUGUUGGAAGCACUGAUGAGGAAUGGUACAUCGGCAGGGAAUAGCAGUGCAUAUUGCCGGAAGGCCACAAAUGGAAUGGAGAACGGGACCCAGACCUGUAAAAAGAAUCAGGACUCUGCAUCUGCAGAUUCAACUAAAGGAUUUACCAAGGAGCAAGCUGAUGGUGUACAAAGGAUAAAGCGGUGUAAGGAUUACUAUGAGGUACUGGGUAUCAGUAAAGAAGCCAAUGAUGAAGAACUGAAGAAGUCCUACAGAAAACUUGCUCUACAGUUCCAUCCUGACAAGAACCAGGCGCCAGGAGCAACUGAAGCCUUUAAGAAGAUUGGAAAUGCUUACACAGUGCUUAGUAACCCAGACAAGAGAAAGCAGUAUGACAUGAGUAAAGGAGAGGAGUCCAGCAGUCACAACGCUCAUGGAGGAUUUGAAUUCCACAGAGGCUUUGAGGCAGAUAUUACACCUGAAGAUCUCUUUAACAUGUUCUUUGGAGGCAGCUUUCCUUCCUCAAGUAACGACACCUUCACUAAUGGCAGAACACAACACAGUCAUCAGACGGACCAAACCAGAGACCGAGCGGAGGAGAGGGGAGAUGGUGGAUUCUCCAUGUUUAUUCAGCUGAUGCCCAUCGUUGUGCUAGUCCUGGUGUCAAUUCUCAGCCAGCUGCUGGUGUCCACAGCACCCUAUAGCCUAUACUCCAGACCGUCCACAGGACAGACUGUGAAGAGACAAACAGAGAACUUGCAUGUAGACUAUUUUGUCACAAGAGAUUUUAAAUCUGAAUAUAAGGGCUCGGCUUUACAAAAGAUCGAGAAGAGUGUGGAGGAAGAUUAUGUGUCUAAUGUGCGCAACAACUGCUGGAAGGAAAGACAGACGAAAACAGACCUGCUGUACGCCGCUAAAGUCUACAGAGAUGAGCGACUGCGGCAGAGGGCCGAGAGCAUGAGCAUGGACAACUGCAAAGAGCUGGACAGAUUAAACAGCCUGUACCGCGGAGGAUGAACCUGAAACUAACGAACACUUCAUUAAGAGACACAAGAUAUUUAUGUAAAUGUGUUUGUUUCUACAUGAGGAUAGAAGAAAAAUAUAUGUAAACUAAAGUUAGAUUUCUUAGAUUUAAGAUUUAAACCAACUUCCAAUAUCUCAUUUGUUUACCUCCGCACCAUCAAUUCUGUUAAAGAAACAGUUUACCUGUCAUUAUUUACUCAGCGUAAUGUCGCUUCAAACCCAAAUGACUUUCUUCCAUGGAGGAGACUUUGUACUAAAGUCUUUACAGAGUUUAUUUGCCAUAUAAUGAAUGUAAAUAGUGACUCAAAAGAAACCCACAGAAACUGUAACGGACAAUCACAUCAUGUUCCAAGUCUUCUGAAACCAUCCACUGAAAUCAUUAAUGAAUCGCCCAAAUCAAAUAUGGCAGGAAGAUCAAACCUCGCUAGUUCUCAUCGUGUCUCGUCACCAAUCGUUGCGACACCUUUCCUGUCUUUGCUGAAAUGCUAACAUGUGAAAAUAGGGCUGUGAAUUAAAACAUUUGAACUAGUUUAUGAGUUUCUGUGAUUAAUUGGGAUUCAAUUAUUGUAUGUGAAACAUUUUAACAAACAAUAAAAAUCACCAUCAGUAUAUUUACUUUAACCAGUUUAAUCAUCAUUUUUUAAAUAAAAUAUUCAGGUGAAUUGGACACAUUUAUACAGGCAUUAAUCUUUGAUUGUGGACAUGCUGUAAUUAUAAUUUGGGCACAAUCUGCUGUUUUUAGUGCUCUUAUAAUAAUACGAUCAAAUGGCAG